CUUCACUCAGCUCAAUGGCGGAACGUUCCGAAGAUGACGUCACGGCGCCUCGAAUCCCGUGUCGCUCCGCUUCCGAAGGAAAGGAAAAGCAACAAGAAGGAAGAGCAAUGGCGACACUGGAUCGCAAAGUGCCCAGUCCGGAGGCGUUUCUGGGCAAACCGUGGUCCUCUUGGAUCGACGCCGCCAAAUUACACUGCUCUGACAAUGGAGAUCUAGAAGAAACUGGUAAAGAAGGUGGAAAAAGCAGGGAGGUUAUGAGGCUUAAUAAGGAAGAUAUGCACUUAUUUGGUCACUAUCCAGGUCAUGACGACUUCUAUUUGGUGGUGUGUAAUGUCUGCAAUCAGGUAGUCAAGCCACAAGUUUUCCAGUCACAUUGUGAAAGAAGACACGGUUCAAUGUGCAAACCUUCUCCAUCACCAGCUUCUUCUCCCUCUAACAUCAAACCAUCACAUGUACAGAUGAAACCGAAACCUUGUAUGAGCAGCCAUAACCCUGUCAACAGCAACUCAAAGCCAUUCAAAGCGCCCAGAGACAAUCUACUUACCUCCAACAACAAACAGCACACAGCAUUUUCCUCUAAAGUGUCAAGAGACAAACCAUGUGUCCCAGUUCCAGUAGUCAGCCUCGAAAAAAUCCCAAACCUCGUGAAAGCAGAUGGUGCCAAUGUUAAAAUGAACUCUGUCACCAACUCCUCCACUACAGCAGCCUCUUCUGCUUCCUCUUUACCCAAGCAGCCGGCAGUACCAAAAACAGUGCCACAGUCACCAGAGAAAAUAUUGAAUGGGAAGGGGAUUGGCACUUUAGAAAGGAAGCACCAAAAUGGCACCAAAACCAGCAACAAGCCUUACAAAAGACUUUCAGAAAGGGAAUUUGACCCAAAUAAACACUGCGGUGUAUUGGAUCCUGAGACCAAGAAACCAUGUACAAGAUCACUUACAUGCAAGACACAUUCACUUAACCACCGGCGAGCAGUACCAGGUCGGAAAAAACAGUUUGACAUUCUCCUAGCUGAGCACAAAGCUCGGUCGAGAGAAAAAGAAGUAACGAAAGACAAAGAACAUGCCCCAUCCUCACGAGAAACCCAUCAGAGCCAACCCACACCAGCACAAGAACAGUCAUCAGGAGUAGCUCUAAACUCUGUUCCGGAACCAAAAGUAACAUCACCUGCAAAAUCCAGGCCUCAGAAUUCUGCCCUACCUAGACCAACAUCUGCAAAUAGCAUCAACAGUGCAAGUUCAUCAAACCACAGUGCUUUUGUUCCAGAGCCCCCUGUCAGUUCUGUUGGGGGAGAUCUGGCCAGCCGCCUUUCCAGUGAUGAAGGGGAAGUUGAAGGUGUUGAAGAGACAGAGAAACUUGACUGUUUCUAUUCUGGACAUCAUCCUAAACCUCUAGCGUUUUGCUCAUUUGGCAGUCGGUUAAUGGGGCGAGGGUACUAUGUGUUUGAUAGACGAUGGGACCGUUUCCGUUUCGCAUUAAAUUCCAUGGUGGAGAAACACUUGAAUUCACAGAUGUGGAAAAAAAUUCCUCCAGCCGCGGAUAGUCCAAUGCCUUCUCCAGUAACACAUGUCAGCAGUUCUUUCCCUGCAUCUGUCCUUCAACCUUUCAGCAACCCAAAUUCAGUAUACCUUUCCUCCCCUGGAACCAAUUCAAGAACCACUUCCUCAUACAUGGUAACUUCUGGCAUGUUAACUAACAUGGCAGCUGACACAAACUCAUUAACAUCGCACCCCAAUGCUUUUUCACAUGCAACAGGCACUCUAAAUAUUGUGGACUCUACUUUUAAAUCACCUUCAGCUGUUUCCCCUGUGCCAACCCUCACACCUUCACCAUCUCAAAAGCCUUCAAAAACAAAGCCUAGCAAGUCAUCAAAAAUCAAAGAUUUGUCUUCACGGAGCGAAGAGCUUUCAGGUAACAGAAAGAAAAAGCCUCAGACAACUUCCUCCUCCACCUCCUCUUCGUUACCAUUACAGACGUCGUCCACGUCUUCGUUUUCAGGGUCCCAUAAGAAAAACUGCGUGUUAAACUCUAACUCGGGGUUGAACUCCUAUCAGGCAACUUCUUCCUAUAACAGUGUCUCUGUACACAAUGCAAACAAUGGAACAAGCCCACUCAGUGCCAAAUUGGAACCCCCAGGCAGGACUUCUUUAUCUGGUGGCCCGGCAGACUCUAUAAAACAUAUGAGUAUGGUUGUUAGCAGUAUUGACUCAAGCCUGUCAGUGUCUUCCCUUGUGCACCACCCAGGGGAACACACACUGGCAGCACACAAUGCCGUGUCCUCAAUGCCACUUACAUUUGAUAAAUCAGAGGGCAAAAAACGUAAAAACUCUAGUGCAAGCAGCAAGGCCUGCAAAAUCACUAAAAUGCCUGGUAUGAACAGUGUUCACAAAAAGAGCACCGCCAACCUUAUAUCUUCUGUGCCAGAUACCCAAAACAGCUCUCUCAGUCGACAGAUGGGGAAAAGUAGCAGCAUAGCUUUGUCACAAUCUACUUCUUCGAGUACAUCAAGCCCUGCACAUAACAAGCAAAAGACAUCAAAUCGCACUGGCAGGAUACGAACGGUUCCAUGACAGUGGGAGAAUACCAGCAGAUCACCUUUAGAUCUCAGCAGCUGUACUCCACAAGCUCUUCUUUCGCUCCGUGCAGGGACAAUGUCGCCUUUUGUCAUUAUGUGGUGGAGACACAUUAUUCUAAAGUUUACAGAACCAAACUGGGUGUUGUUGCUUUGCCACCUUUGGUUACCACUGGUUGGUGUAUUCAUUUUUCUCUAUAGAAUUCCUGCUUCAGGGCCUUAAAGGUGAAUAUGAAAAAAACUGCAGCUACCAGCAUGCAUUAAUAUUUUACUUUAUAUAGGGGAUGCUGGAAGUUGUAAUGUAGCAGCAACAGGGUCAUGCAAAAAUGCAUUAAGAAGGCCUUCUCUUUUGAAGUAGUUUCAUUAGAUUCAGCUUUUCUUUUGCUUAAAAACUAAUGGCUAAAUGGCCACAAGGAAGUCUAGCCAAUUAGACAUGAGUCAUAUUGUGUUGAUAUCUUGCUCAUAUAUUAUAGCAAUGGCUGAAAAUUGUAAGGUUUAGAGGCCCAUAUUUGCAGUUGCACAAGCCAUGUUUUGAUCCCAGUAGAUCAGAGAUUUAUGGGCUUUUUGGCUUCAAGCCUCCCCCCUUCACAUUUGUUUAUUAUCUGUUAGCACAUGCUAAGGUUGUAGAUGUGCAACUUAUUAUUAGCAGUAUCUCUGCUAUCAUAUUCUACAAUAGGAAAUCGGCAAUCGCCUCAAGUAUUUGACUGACAUUCAGUCCACCAUCCACUGCACUAUAACUUACCGUUCCCUUUCAAAGCUAGCUGACCCCUGGUAUGGAUACGCUCAUCAGACAUUUCUGAUCAAGACAGUGCAUUUCAAAUGUUGAAACUGGUGUGCCUUUUAAUCUGCUUCAAUUUCAUGAAUUACUUCUUUUUAAAAAAUAUUACUACCUUGUGAACAAACAAUAUCCAAGUAGCGCAUUAUGAACAGUAUCAGGAAGUAUGCCUGCUUUUCCUAGUACUCUCUCUUUUAAUACAUCUGUUUCUGUUGAACCAUGUAAUCUUAUGAAUUAGACCUCAUAUAUAUCUUUGGGGUAGGCUUGCAUCCAGUUGUAGUUGGAACAUGAUUUAUAUUUAAAUCAGCACUACAAAGUUUAGCCAGUUUUCUCUUGAUUGGUCUUGAGGGUGCAUCUUAAAAUCUGCAUACAAAAGUGCAAUUUCUCUGUCCAACCUCAAUAUUAUUCCUCUUUACUUUAAUAUAAUCAGAUCUACAGACUGUUACUGUUAUAAGAACAGCCAUGUUAACUAAAACAUACCGGAGCGAACUCUCAAAAUUUGAUUAAUCCUUCAGUUUGAUCUUGCCCUGAAUAAAAGGAAUGUGCAGCAGCAUUAAGAGCUGAGGUGUAAGGUAUGCUUCAAAAUGUGGCUUUAAACAGCUGCUGGCUGAUAUGCUUGGGUCACACAGUGGUUUCAGAAAUGGGCAAACAAAAUUUCAACCUGAUUUCCAUUGAGUGACCAGGACAGCCAGGAUAUCACUGCUGGUUUACUGUUAGUCUCUGACAGAAUACAAGGAAACAACCUUGCUGCCUAUGUGAUCUUUGGCAAGCAAUGCAGAUGGGGCAUUAAUUAGAACAAGUUUUUUUAUCUGAUUGCUCUAAUUUAAAGUUUUGUUAAAGUUGUCCAUAAUCUGGCCUUUGCCUUAUGGUGACAGCCCAAGAUAAUAGCACCUCAACCCUCAAAUGGGUUUCCAUCAGUGACCAAAUCAGGUAACUCACAUACCAAUAAUAAUAUCUUAUACAGCAGCCUACUCCCACAGAGCAAAGAACAGCAUGCAGGUUUUUGGAAGGCUUUUUUUUCUUUCACCUUUAAUGCUGCAGUUUCCCAAGGACAGCUAGAGAGCUACUGAAUUAAUUUAAAGAUAUACUAAUGUUUUAAGAAUCAGGAAAAUAAAAUGUUAGUUGAGCUUGUAUUUUGGGACAAUGUGUGUGUGUGUGUAUGUAUACGUCUGCCUUUACAAAUGGGAAAAACAAUUAUUAUCAAUCAAAGUACAUUCAUUCUUACAUGCUAAAAAGUGGUUCUACUUCUACAUAACAGCUCCAAACUUUUCUACUAUAUGUUAUAAAAAAUAAUAUACUAUAUGGUAUAAAAAUAAUUCUGGGCAGAAUUCAGAGUUUCAAAGACACUUCUUAUUCAGAUCUGCUUAUGUUUAAACUUGAAAUGCUCCAGGCCUAUGACAGUCAUUUGCUUAUAUACUCAUUACAGCAUGUAAGAGUAAAUGCACUAGAGGGGUUGACUCCUUGAAAUAGCAGGCUGAAACAUUGUAUGAUAUAUAUCACUGAUACCUAUUGCCUAUUUGGUAGUGAAGAGGUUAAAGCAGAUAUUUCCCCUGUUGCCCAACCCCCCACAUUUAAUUUUGGUUUCCUCACUUUACCUUGAUUCUGUCUGGGUAAAAAAUACUUCACAUUUUUAAGUUCAUUUCUAAGAAUUAACAGGCUAGAAAUGAUGACUUUUUUUUUCAUUAGUGUCUGCCAUAUCAUCCCCAUAUGAUUAUUUGUAUGGUAAUAUAUGAAACCAGAAGUACAAGGGUUGAGUGAAGCAGGAAAAUGGGCAAUUGUCUAUCUUUAGUGAGGGGGUGGGGUGCAUCAGUAUACAUCUUUCUUGCCUUUGGGGGCUGCUGUUUCACCUUUCAACUAACAGCAGAGUACUAGACUGGGGACACAGGGUACCCACAAGACCUGGCAUAAUGUUGCCUAUUAGAAAGUUGGUAAGAAAAGCUGCUUUAAUACCUCUUUACUGCCAGAGGCAGCUAUCUCACCAUGAAGCGUGAAACCUCAGGUGUGUGUGUGGAUUGAUAGAAUUGCACUGUUCCUUUUUAGGAUACAACUCUGUUCAGUGUUUAGGUUUUAGCUUACACAAAAGUUUCCACAACAUCAGCCCCAAUCCAACAUGUUUCUGUUUCUACAGUGUUAAAAGUGCACUUAAUACGCUGGCAUGGAAAGAUACAUGCUCCUCUUUCUUUACUGCUUUCUACAUACAGUACCAAUAAUGUGCAAAAGCAAUUACAAAACAGAGCUAAGAUCGUUCAGGGGAAAAUAUUAAGGCAGGACUGUCACUCGCACCCUCCAGUUGUUUUCAAGAACAACAUUCUGCACCUUCCGGUGAUGCUGGAAAUUGUAGUUUGCAACAUGAGCUGGACCAAGAGUUUGACAUCCCUGCAUUAAGUAUACUAAGGACUCUUUUGUUUGGUGUUCAUUUUGUAAUAAUUUAUGUUUUACUAUAUUACUGAGAUAAUUGACUGGGCUAGUUUCUGAAACGUAAUGAAACUAAACUCAAAGCAAUGUUUAUAUUUUCUUUAAUAUUCUUUGAAUUAUGUUGUAUAUUUCUUCAGAUGGAAAUAAUCUGUACAUAUCUUGGUUAUUUUUGCACAGUUUUAUUUUUUUGUUGUUUUUUUUAAGAGGUUUAGGAUGUUAAGUAUGUUAAUUUUCCUAUUUAUUUAUUUACAUUUUUUGUUUGUUUUCUCGGAGGAUGUUUUGAAACUUGUUGAAAUAAUGAAAAUCUUGCCACUUCCCUUGCUGCUCUACAUUCCUUCCUCUGAAAUGUCCCAUUCUUCCUUAACCAUAACAGUGAUUGUUUCUGUUCUAAAAUUAGCUUACAGUAUAGGGAAAGAAUUAAGUCUCUCAGGCUAGCCACCUACUUGAGAAAGCUUGAUAUUUCCAUUAAUAUGGAUGCCUAAAUGAUUUCACAUUGCAUGACCUAUAACCAGGUUUGUGCAAAAUUUUCCCCAAAGCCCCUGCUUGGCCUGCUGUGUAGUUGGUGUGCCACAUCUGACCUUUCCUUCCAUUUUCCAGUCCCCUGAAGAGCAUUUGACACUACUGUGCAUUAAAGAGCCAUUGUGCAGAGUGCCUUGGUGUUGUGUACAGACUUUCCCUGUACAUUCGCAAUCCCAAAUGUUUGAUUUGAUGGAGUAUAUAUGUGGUAUUUCCCUCUUGAAUGCUCCAUAGUAAAAAUGGAGCCUACACAAUUGCAUCUACAUGAUGCUGUUUAAGUGUCAUGUUUGUAUUCCCCAGGUAGUCUAAAGUAGGAACCUAAACUUCUAUUUGGGAAGAGUGUGUGCACUCAUAUAAAGUCCUUUCUCACACAGAUCCAUCAGGGUAGUCAGAGCAAGCGUUGCUUAAACGUUUUACAAUGUAGUCAGUUGAAUGUGAAUUUCCAUGCAUUAGAGGCUCAUUUUCUGACUCAUACCCACUGCGCAAAGGCCUGUUAGCCAUAAAAUGCGAAAUGGAGAACUUGUUUGCCUUCUUUUGUAUUAAAGUAACAGUGUACAUAGUACCAACUGAUCUUUGUAGAGAAAAAUAGUUUAUACAGCAGAAUCUAUUAUUGCUGGAUGCUCAGCAAACACUUUGAAGAUGAAAUAAGAAGAAAAACUAUGGGGUUUUUUUUAUUUGUUUUAUAUCUACAUGUUAUAUUUUGGUAUUCUGUUUCACCCUGGGCACUUUAAUGUAAAACAUUAGCUAAGGAGUACUGGGUAAAUAACUGCUGUUGCACAGAUAAUGUGUGGUUUCCUACUAUUAGUAAGUACUUGUUCUGAAGAUUAUGCCCAACUCAUUCUGAAACAAGAAAUCAUCCUUGAUUGUAGGUUAUUUUAUUUUCAAGUCCUCACUUUGGAACAACAAAGUAUUCCCUGUUUUUCCUGCACUUUUAUGUAUUCGCUGUAUCCAAUAUAAUUUAUUUCAUGCUGAGGUGCAAGGUGAGCAGGGCUUUUGUGAGGGGACCUGAGCAGUUUUUCCUUUUUCCAAAUACUGUUUGUAAGGGGUGAAUGGCAAUUCUUCUGGUCCCCAUGAUAGCAUUGGUGCAGAGUUUGGUUCAGUGCAAAAACAGGCCAGAAUGUGUUUUAAAUCAGUACUCAAAACUCUCCACUGGUCUCUAUAGCAACAAAAGAGUUACAAUAUACUAAGUAGGAAUUUAGGGCUGCCCUAAAUAAAGGUGUUUAUUUUCCUUCAAAGCCCCAGUCCCACUUAGCAAUUUAGAAACAAAUAAAUAUUUCAUAUUUGAAUUACAUUUUUUUUAGUAGAGUUUCCUCAACAAUGAAAGGGUUGGUUUAUUUCAAGUAGUUAGUAAGUAAAUUUACUUUACAAGUAGUGAAUAAAUGUAUUAAACUGUAGUAAUUCCAUUUGUCUGGAAAUCAGGGCAAAAAUAUGUAAAAUGCAGAAUGAAAGUAUUUCAUUAGGCAAUUUAAUUUAUUGUACUUGAAUUGUCCUCAAUAAUGUGUAAUAAAGUCAAUGAUUCUACACUGAUAUAUUCUAAAAAAAAAAUAACUGAAAAAAAAAAUAUAUUUUAAAAAAAUGCUUUUGAAAAUGGACUGUUAAGCUGGACUGGAGCUGUAACUAAAUAAAAUGUGCAACACUGGGGUAUUUUAUCAGUGGAGCAAACUGUAAAAUAAAACCCUCCCAAUAUGUUUAAAGUAGGUGUAAAUAGCAAAUUUUAUGACAUACGGUUUCAGAUAAGAAAAACAAAUAGUAAGAAAUAAAAACUGAACAAAUGUAUCUGAUUGAUACUGCCAUGGUCUCGUGCCUGGCCUGGAGAUAUUUUCCAGUGAGGGAUGUAUUGUUAAUUGUCUUACAUUUAUUUUAUUUUAUUUUUUUCUUUUACUUUUUGUAACAUGGCUUUGUAAAUAAAAUAAUUUAUAUGUUUGUAAGAAAAAAA
Molecule: messenger RNA, 8211 nt
Organism: Xenopus tropicalis (tropical clawed frog)
Lineage: Eukaryota; Metazoa; Chordata; Amphibia; Anura; Pipidae
Gene: atxn7l1
Product: ataxin 7-like 1
Exons: 12
Coding region: 15-2567 (850 amino acids)
Source: RefSeq, a predicted model, not a curated record